This is a messenger RNA of Symphalangus syndactylus (siamang), 2249 nucleotides long. RefSeq names its product golgin subfamily A member 6-like protein 26. NCBI's taxonomy places the organism in Eukaryota, Metazoa, Chordata, Mammalia, Primates, Hylobatidae. The record is from RefSeq and is a predicted model, not a curated record.
UUCUCUUUCAUCUUUCUCAUUGACCAAUGGGCUUCAAGCAUUAAAGCAACGCCCCUAUUCUGCAUUCUAGUGCAGCCCUGGUUACGCCUCCUCUGGCUCAGUCACACAGGUACCUAUAGGUGACUGGAGGUGUAUAGCUGUCCUCACCUGGAUCAUGGUGAUGUGGCCCCAACCCCACCUCCCUACCCAUCCCAUGAUGUCCAACGAAACCCGACAGAGCAAAUUGGCCCAGGCCAAGGAAAAGUUGAGAGACCCUCAUCCCCAGACCAACCCUAGUGUUGGUACAGGAGCAAGCGACACCAAAAGGAAGAAAAUAAAUAAUGGCACUAACCCUGAGACAACAACUUCCUGUGGUUGCCACUCACCUGAGGAUGAAAAGACGGCAAGCCUCCAACAUCAGGAAGCCCUAAGGAGGGAGCUAGAGGCCCAGGUUCAUACCAUACGAAUCCUUACAUGUCAGAAAACGGAGCUUCAGACGGCACUCUAUUACAGCCAGCAUGCUGUCAAGCAGUUGGAAGGAGAGUCCAGGGAUCUGAUCAGCCGCCUGCAUGAUUCAUGGAGGUUUACAGGAGAGUUAGAGCAGGCUCUCUCUGCUGUGUCUACACAGAAGAAGGCGGCGGAUAGGUACAUCGAGGAGUUAACAAAGGAGAGGGACGCCCUGAGUCUGGAACUGUACAGGAACACCAUAACCAAUGAGGAGUCGAAGGAGAAAAAUGCCGAACUACAAGAAAAACUUCGACUUGUAGAAUCUGAAAAGUCUGAGAUCCAGCUCAACGUAAAGGAGCUAAAAGGGAAGCUGGAGAGGGCCAAGCUCCUGCUGCCACAGCAGCAGCUGCAGGCGGAGGCUGACCACCUGGGUAAGGAGCUGCAGAGUGUGUCAGCAAAGCUCCAAGCCCAGGUGGAAGAGAACGAGUUGUGGAACUGCCUGAACCAGGAACAACAGGAGAAGAUGUGGAGGCAGGAGGAGAAGAUACGGGAGAAGGAGGAGAAGAUACGGAAGAAGGAGGAGAAGAUGCAGGAGAAGGAGGAGAAGAUACGGGAGCAGGAGGAGAAGAUGCGGGAGAAGGAGGAGAAGAUGCGGGAGAAGGAGGAGAAGAUGCGGAGGCAGGAGGAGAAGAUGUGAGAGAAGGAGGAGAAGAUGCGGGAGAAGGAGGAGAAGAUGCGGGAGAAGGAGGAGAAGAUGCGGAGGCAGGAGGAGAUGAUGCGGGAGGAGGAGAAGAUGAACGAGCAGGAGAAGAUACAGGAGCAGGAGAAGAUACGCGAGCGGGAGAAGAGGCAGGAGCAGGAGGAGAAGAUAUGGAGGCAGGAGGAGAAGAUACGGGAGAAGGAGGAGAAGAUACGAGAGCAGGAGGAGAAGAUGUGGAGGCAGGAGGAGAAGAUGCACGAGCAGGAGAAGAUACGGGAGGAGGAGAAGAGGCAGAAGCAGGAGGAGAAGAUGUGGAGGCAGGAGGAGAAGGUACGGGAGCAGGAGGAGAUGUGGAGGCAGAAGGAGAAGAUGCACGAGCAGGAGGGGAAGAUACAGGAGCAGGAGGAGAAGAUGUGGAGGCAGGAGGAGAAGAUACGGGAGCAGGAGGAGAAGAUACGGGAGCAGGAGGAGAAGAUAUGGAGGCAGGAGGAGAAGAUGAGGGAGCAGAAGGAGAAUAUGCACGAGCAGGAGGAGAAGAUGUGGAGGCAAGAGGAGAAGAUGCACGAGCAGGAGAAGAUACGGGAGGAGGAGAAGAGGCAGGAGGAGGAGGAGAAGAUGUGGAGGCAGGAGGAGAAGAUACGGGAGCAGGAGGAGAUGUGGAGGCAGAAGGAGAAGAUGCACGAGCAGGAGGAGAAGAUACAGGAGCAAGAGGAGAAGGUGCGGGAGCAGGAGGAGAAGAUAAGGGAGCAGGAGGAGAAGAUACGGGAGCAGGAGGAGAAGAUACGGGAGCAGGAGGAGAAGAUGUGGAGGCAGGAGGAGAAGAUGCAGGAACAGGAGGAGAAGAUGUGGGAACAGGAGGAGAAGAUUCAGGAACAGGAGAAGAUGCGGAGGCAGGAGAAGAUGUGGGAGCAGGAAGUGAGGCUGUGGCAGCAGGAGGAGAAGAUGCAGGAACAGGAGGAGCACCUGGAAGCUGCCAUCUACCGAGCAGAUGACAAGAAGGCAAAGACAAUAAACAUGUAAAAGCCGGCAGCAAGGCCUGGAGAAGAGUAAGCCGCCAUGUGACUGUUUAGAAUAUAGUCUCAGCACAAACCUGAAAAAAAAUAUUUAUUUAUUUUUAUUUUUA